CUUAUCUCUUCCGAAAUCUUGUCUCUCCAUCUUCCCGAGAAAAUUCGUUCUUCUCAGGAUAUGGAGGAAACAGUCAGUUCACGGAUACUUGAAGAGAAAAUCUAUGUCGCAGUUGGGAGAAACGUAUGGAAGAACACAUCAAAUCUCCUAUGGGCUUUACAAAACUCCGAGGGAAACAAAAUCUGCAUCCUCCAUAUUCACCAGCCAUCUCCAACUAUUCCUGUCUUGGGUACCAAAUUCGAAGCUUCUACGGCAGAUGAGGAGUUAGUGAGAGCAUAUAGAGGCAAAGAAACGCUGAAAACAGACAAGAUUCUACAAGAGUACCUUAGUAUUUGCCUGAAGAAAGGGGUACAUGCAGAGAAACUGUGUUUUGAAAUGGACUCAAUCGAGAAAGGGAUCUUGGAAAUGAUACACCAGCAUAGGAUCAGGAAGUUUGUUAUGGGAGCAGCUGCAGAUAAACACUAUUCCAUGAAAAUGGAAGAUCUCAAGUCCAAGAAAGCAAACUUCGUCUGCCAACAAGCGCCUGCUACUUGUCAAAUACAGUUCACUUGCAAAGGAAACCUUAUCCAUACAAGGGAAGCUAGAAUGGAUGAAGUUCGAGCUCUCUCGGCGCUCUUGUCUGAGUUUCAGCGGCUUGUUUUGCCACAAACAAGCACUGAUCCACUUCAAGAGGUAGUAAGUUUGAAUGGAGAAAACGAGAGGGGAUCCUCCUUGGAUACCAGCUCUUGUCAGUCUGCUAAUACAUUAUCACAGCCUGGAACAUCACUAAGCUUAGCUCAAGAGGAACAGAAUGACUCAUCUUCUCACGUUUUUCCGUGCAGUGGAAUGAUGAACCUCCUGAUCAACUCCACCAAGCUAUGGCAGAAGCUCCCAAUCCAAAACAAUGAACUGAAAUAGUUGUGUCUAUUAAAAAAAUAUGUAACAAAAAAACCAUUUGCGUCUUUGUGUAUUGUGUGAUGCUAAAAACAAAGGAAUUGAUCCUGAUCAAGGCGAGUGUUGUUAUGUUU
Capsella rubella is the source of this 1007-nucleotide messenger RNA. Its product is annotated as U-box domain-containing protein 33. Lineage: Eukaryota; Viridiplantae; Streptophyta; Magnoliopsida; Brassicales; Brassicaceae. Bases 61 to 897 code for a protein of 278 amino acids. The transcript has 6 exons. The record is from RefSeq and is a predicted model, not a curated record.